Arabidopsis thaliana (thale cress) is the source of this 1557-nucleotide messenger RNA. Its product is annotated as Leucine-rich repeat protein kinase family protein. The transcript has 2 exons. Gene Ontology annotation, molecular function: protein kinase activity; ATP binding. The record is from RefSeq and is marked reviewed. Gene Ontology annotation, cellular component: membrane. NCBI's taxonomy places the organism in Eukaryota, Viridiplantae, Streptophyta, Magnoliopsida, Brassicales, Brassicaceae. The coding region runs from base 1 to 1557 and encodes 518 amino acids.
AUGGCGUCUUCUCUGUUCUUCAUCUUCUUCCUCACGUCACUACUAUCAUCCUAUCUUCCUCUCUCAGUAUUCUCCGCAACCGUCGUCGAAGACCUCGCUAAUCUAAGUCCACCUCCUGAUUUCAACACCACUAUUUCCAACAACUGUCUUCGUGAUCCAAUGCUCCGUUACUGCAACAACACUUCCUCUUCUCCAAUGGACAUUGUCGAGAUUUUCAGAUCCACAAUCGUCGCUAGUCAUCUCUGUAACGAGUCCAAAAACCCUAACUGCGUUGAAUCUUUCCCUAGAAUCAGAAUUCACGGUCGUCCUAAAACCGCUGCUCUUUACCUCUCUUUCGAUUUCUUCUGGAAGUACUGUCCUUUAACCGUCGUUGAUAUCGAGUUAGUGAAUAACUCUCUAACGAAUGGUUUUCCGACAAAUGUUCUGUCUUGUGCUCAGAUUCGUACUCUUGAUCUGAGUUACAACCAAUUCUCUGGUUUUGUUCCGGUUCAAGAUCUCUCAGGCUUACCCAAUCUGACCCAUUUGAACCUAUCGUAUAACCGAUUCUCCGAGAAUAAGAUCUCGGAUUCUGAGUUCUUCAAACGGUUUAACGCCUCUAGUUUCAUACAGUCCGGUGUUCUUCCCAACGUGAAGCGUUACAAGAUGAAAGUUUUGGUCUUGUUGAUUGUUUUUCCAAUAAUGGUGAUUUUGCUCUGUUUUUGCUUUGGCUGGUUAUGUGUCAAGAGACCUGAUUACUUACCAAGAACAUGCCGGAGAAGAAACAAGUUCACAUUCGCGAUGCUUGAAGCAGCAACGGAUGAGUUUUCAGAUCAACAUCUUGUGAGCAUGAGCAAUACAGUGGAUAUCUACAAAGGAACGUUAAGAGACGGGACAGAGACGAAGAUCGAGGUUUAUAAAGAGAAGGUUUCGAGUGAGAAAAGGCGUGAAUUCGCAGAGGUAUGCGAGAUGGUUUUUAAGUUACGACACAAGAACUUGGUAAGAGUGUUGGGUUGGUGUAAUAGUAGAAACAUGAGAGCUUUGGUUACAGAAUGGAUUCAAGGUGAAAAUGUUGAGACUUGGUUAAGUUCGUCAAUGGCUUUAUCAUGGAGAAGAAGGUUAAGAGUAGUUCUAGGAGUUGUAGAAGGUAUUUGUUAUCUAUCAGAUCAAUGGCCAGAGAUUACAUUUGAUCUCACCACAAGCAGUGUUUUGUUAUCCGAUGAUAAUCAAGAACCUUUGAUUUCUCAUUUCAAGAUUGGAGAUAGAAACAACUUGUCAACAAAUAUAUUCAACUUUGGAUUGUUUUUUGUGGAGAUGAUUACAAAUCUAAGACCUGAUUUGGGACAAGAAGAUUCAGAAAGAAGGUAUCUUGAGUAUAUAAGAGUUCAUUAUCCGGAUAAUCUAGAGAGAGUGAUUGAUGAGAAGAUGAAGAUUGAGGGGAGAACAUUUGAUCAAGUUAAGCAAGCCAUUACGCUAGGACUGAUGUGUACUGAUAUAAUACCACCAUUAAAGCAACCAAGCUUGACGCAGAUUUAUGACUUGGUGAGUUCAUUGUAUGAGUCUAGUUCACGACAUCAUUGA